UAGGAAACACCAGUAGACACUCACUGCGUUCAUGCACGCAGCCCCUGAAAGUCUUUGUUUUAAACAUUCAUACGCGCAACUCCUGGCACUUGUUGUUUUAAGCGUACAGCGGUCUUCUUUCAGUUUUGAAGAGCUUGUUUUCAAAGGUGCCAUAUUUUUCUUGGAUUUGAAAUUAAUGUCUUUGUUGAUGAAUCCUCUGCCAAGUGUGGGGGCACUGUAGAAUUGCUGCCUAGUUCUUCCUGUUUCUAAUCUAAAGGCUGUUUGAUUCAUAUUGGACAAGUUAGUCUGGGAAGAUCUGCAGAUUGGAACUGCUUUUACUUGUCUGAAGAAUAUUGAAUGAACUUCGAAGAGCAUUUUAAAACUUAAUUUAUGACAAUGGAGCCUUCAUUUAAGUUUCACACCAUGGAGUUUGUAGACUUCAUCCGCAUCCCCAAGGUAGAUGACGUUGUCCUUCAUCGUCAUGGUUACCAACCAGUCUCGGGUACACUCUGUCUCACGGGUCAUCACAUGAUACUCUCAUCUCGGCAAACCAACUCAGAAGAAUUAUGGCUCCAACACAACAAUGUAGACAGCUUAGAGAAGAAGUUUGUGGGGAGCACCGGUCAGCUGACGGUCAAGUGCAAGGACUUUCGUAUCAUCAGACUGGACAUCCAUGGAAUGGAUGAAUGUAUUAAGGUCGCUGAGACCAUUGAGUCUCUCUCUAGCUUAGAACCAGUGACACUGACCUACCCAUUCUUCUACAGAAGUACCUUUGAUGAACUCGAGGAUGGGUGGCAUGCAUUCUUACCAGAGAAUGAGUUUGCAAGGCUCGCUAGUGAUGACUGGAGAAUCAGCUACGUUAACAAAAACUUCCAGGUUUGUCCAAGCUACCCUCCAGCAGUGAUAGUGCCAAAGUCCAUAGAUGAUGAUACACUGGUUCAGUCCGCUGCAUUCCGCUAUGGAGGGAGGUUCCCUAUACUCAGCUAUAUGCACACUGCACAAAAGACUGUUAUUCUCCGUAGCAGUCAGCCGCUGACAGGUACCAAUACCAAACGGUGUAAGGAUGAUGAAAGAUUAUUGAAUGCUGCCCUCAGUGUUGGUAAGAGGGGAUACAUCAUCGACACAAGGUCAAUGAAUGGAGCUAUGGCAGCGAGAACCAAAGGUGGUGGUUUUGAGACGGAAGUCAACUACCCCCAGUGGAGGCGAGUCAACAAACCUCUUGAUAAACCAAGCAUCUUACAGGAAUCUCUAUGUAAACUACUAGAAGCCUGCAUGGAUACUGGAUGCUCAGCAGACAAGUGGAUCAGUCGUCUAACAAACUGUGGCUGGUUACACCAUGUGAAGGAGACUCUCACUACAGCAUGCCUGGUGGCUCAGUGUGUCGAUAGAGAAAAUUCUGCCGUUCUUGUUCAUGGUUCAGAGGGUCUGGAUGCAAGCCUACAGGUGACCUCCUUGGCUCAGGUCAUUCUAGAUGCAGACUGCAGAACAGUGAGGGGCUUUGAAGCCCUGAUAGAGCGAGAAUGGAUCCAGGCUGGUCAUCCUUUCCUCAGUAGAUGCUCUAAAUCAGUCUUCUCUCAGAACAAGAACAAAUACGCUGGUCCAGUGUACCUUCUCUUCUUAGACUGUGUCUGGCAGAUUUUCCAACAAUUUCCCUGUUCUUUCGAGUUCAGUGAGAAAUUCCUCAUCAUGCUGUUUGAGAAUGCAUACGCAAGCCGAUUUGGUACCUUUUUGUGCAAUAAUGAGAACGAGAGGAAGAUGGCGAGGGUCUCUGAGAAAACUGUCUCUCUCUGGACCUACGUCAAUCGUCCUCAGAUUCUGCAGACGUUCUUCAACCCGCUCUACCAGCCAAACCAGCAGGUCAUCUGGCCAUCGGUCGCCCCACAGAGCCUGGCGUUAUGGUCAAGCCUCUACAUGAGAUGGACGAUGAGUGACACGGCGACUAGCAUACCCACACAGGUCAUCACAGACAUCAAACAGAGCGACAAGGAACUGAGGUUAAAGGUCAACGAACUGAGAAGGCAAUUGGGUGACCUCCAGAAAGAAGCACUAGAGAAAGGACUGAUCAGCGAUUGAUGGCAAGCGAAGUGUUACGAUCGUAUCUCUUGCUUUACAUGCAGACAUUAGUUGCACCCUCUCUAUUGUGAUGUCACAAAGAGUCGAGGCAUCAAUUUGAAUCUGUGCUAAUGGGCAAGGAUGAAAGUCACCUUCAUCUGAAGGUGCCAGUUGAAAAAUGAUGGACAAAUUAGGUUUAUGACUUAUCCUAUAGAUGAAGGCACUGCUAUAAAGAGCAUUAGUUUGACGUACAAGUAGCUCACACUGUACAUGUAUACAUGUACGAAAAUACAAUGUAGUCAACAUUCUCUUCUAAAUCUCAAGUUAGAUUUGAGACUUGAGUUGCUUUUAUGCCAAGAACAAAUAGUAAAGUUGUUAUGGUCAACAUUAUUGAAUAUGGUGAUGGCUACUUACAUGUAGAUGUAUGACAAAAGUAGUUUCUAUGUAGCCAUUUUUCCUCAGGUUAUGCAGUACGCACCAGCCAAAUACCAACUUUAUUGCCGCAAUUCCCACAAACAUAGUCUUCAACUUGUUUCCUUCUCGAAAAUUGCAAUGACAAUAGUCAUACUAAAGUUUUUUGGUCUUGUCCUCAUGAUUUUUCUGUUAUAUUUAUUAAAAGCUUCCAAUUUCUUGUAUCUGAUUUAUCACUGCAUUAUUUAGUGUGCUAGAAAUCAUACUUUUUCCAUACUGUGUUGCUCUCAUGUCGGUCAUGUCUCUCUGUUGAACGUCAUGUUAGAAUUGAUGUGUACUUUUAGAGUCUACAUCAUAAACACAGUAAGUGUAGUUUCAGGAAUAUAAAAGCUAGCUAUACAUGCCAAAUGCAUGCAUUUUAUGAAGUACGAUUCUAGCUUCUUACAUGUCAAGUGAAUACACAUGACACAUGCACAGGUACUUGUAAAAAAAGGUAGUUAUUUCACAGAAUUGGUAGCACUUGGUAACACUGUUGGAAACUUUGGGGAAAAUCAUGUCUGAAAUUAUAAUGAACUUGAAUAUUGUGCCCUAGCUUGGACCUUUUAGAGGCUGUUUAAAGGACAAUAGUUUGUUCACCUUCCCCAAAACUUGUUUAGUUUGAGUAUAUGGAGGCCUUUAAAGUUUAAAGGUUUAUUUAUUUCCAUUUUGAUUCAUUCCAAAGAGAGGAGGCUUAAAGGUUGUAUUUUAUAAUGAUUUUACCAUAUUUGACAUAUUCCUAAUAUCAAAGAUGUGUAUGGUGCAAAAUGAGGUUUGGAAUAUCUCCUUUUUUUCCAAGGGCAAUAAUGAACCAAGACUAUUCAUAAGAA
Strongylocentrotus purpuratus (purple sea urchin) is the source of this 3308-nucleotide messenger RNA. RefSeq names its product myotubularin-related protein 9 (gene mtmr9). Gene Ontology annotation, biological process: negative regulation of autophagy. The transcript is spliced from 15 exons. The record is from RefSeq and is a predicted model, not a curated record. Lineage: Eukaryota; Metazoa; Echinodermata; Echinoidea; Camarodonta; Strongylocentrotidae. The coding region runs from base 370 to 2052 and encodes 560 amino acids.